AUGGGAAUUCGGUUGGACUCGGCCUCUGCGUUUGCUGGCGCCAUUAUCUCGCCAUACUACGACUCACUUCUUGUUAAAGUUAUUGCUCGAGCGAUCGACUUCCAGCAUGCCGCCUCCAAAAUGUUGCGCUCCCUGAUCGAGUUCAGGGUUCGUGGUGUAAAGGUGAAUUUAUCUUUCGAUUUUUCCAUUUUUUUACCCGAUCUCCCCACUGCUCAUCCUUUGGAUUUCCCUAAAGUGAUGUAA
Messenger RNA from Protopolystoma xenopodis, 243 nucleotides. Lineage: Eukaryota; Metazoa; Platyhelminthes; Monogenea; Polystomatidea; Polystomatidae. The record is from the annotation of a GenBank genome assembly.